GCCCUCACCUUCACACCACAUCCCUCGUCACCUUUGACCCUCGCAUACCAUACCAUCGCGGUGAAAUCGCAUCCUUGAGCUCCCAACGCUCGUCGAAUAUAGCCUAGAACUGAUAUCUCGCACUCCCUGGCUCUGCGACUGCCCUUAGCCUGUGUUCCAUAACCCCCCUGUUUAUGCGCCGCGAGAUCUAGCAAGGCCCGAGGGCAUUUCCCUGAAGUGUCGUCUCCGCGCGAGACCGCACACUCUCCUGAGACACAACAUAGAGGCUCCCGCAGUUGGGCUUCCAGUCUAAUGUCAUUAUGUCUGGCCCGUAUAGAUUCACGCAGGAUUCAGCUCGGUCGCCGCUAGACAGACAAGCACCCAACGUCUUCCAAGCUGGUCAGCCGCCAUCCUUCAAAACAAAUGUCAAUCGCGCGAAAACAAAGAAGUGGGUGGAAGCCAAAAAGAAUGCAUACGAUGGCGACGAUUGGGGUGAUUACGACGAGUACGACGAGUACGGUACAGAGCAAGCUCCUCCUCCACCGCCACCACCACAGGAGCCCGCCUAUCGCCCACGGAUAGGUGAACCGUCCAGGAGCUUCACGGAUCCCAUGCAGCAAGGUCCUCCGCGCGCCGCAAGACGAAAUUCCUUUGAGAUGGGAGACGAGUCUCGAACAUUCUCUUCUGCGUACCCUCAAUCAAGCCAGGCGGGAGUGGCUCACGGUGGGCAACAACCUUACGGGCAGCAACCACAUGGCGCAUCCGUGCCUGCGCCUACUGUGGACACGAGGCACCCGGGAAUCAGACAAGCAAGCGCUGCGGAAUCGGAUACAAGUGACACUCCGCAACAUAGAAGGGACUUCAGUCCUUCCGCUCUGCCCCCGCCGCUCGUGACGCGAUUGCCCGCAGCUGGAGGGACUGGCUCUGAACCGCAGUUCGCUCCCAAGAGUGUUCCAGCUCAGUAUGAUUCACCAACCGCCAUGUCCCCAACGGAUCGCGACACUGGGAAACCUCUUCCCUUCAUCCGUCCGGCUGAUAUAUACAAACGCGCCGAGGAAGAGCGCCAGAGGGAGCGUUCUUCAAUAGACUCGUCACGUCCGAGCAUAGAUUCUAUGGGCCACCCUAGAAAUCAACCGUCAGUAGUGAACGAUGCAGGCAAUGCGCCUAAUGCCGCGGUGGGUAGCAACAUUGCGGACUCUACGCAGGGAUCUAUCGCUCAGCAAUCGGAGAGUUUUUCCAACCAGCCCAAGAUACCACCGGUGCGGGGUCUAUCAGCUUUCGACAAUGAGUUUUGGUCGGAUACUGCCCAGAUCGGACAACCGUCGGUCACAGCACCUCCAGAUGACCAGGGCUUCCGCUCAGUUGUUGACCAAGCAUUCACUCGCAGCGAUGAUCAGAGAUCAGUGCCACCUACCCCAAUUUCGAAACAGGACGACGAGGAAGGGAUCUCGCGAAGUAACACCAACAGCACGGCCGGAAUCAGUCCAAUCAUGAGCCGCGUCCCGAGCUCUGCAACGGCAGCACUGAAAACUCGCAACCAGCUUGGUGGUGAUGGAAGCACCCCUGUUAUUGUCGAAGAGGCGAGUGAAUCUACUCCGCCCGGUUCUCGACCAACGUCUUCAGGUAUGCUUAAAGGGCCGUACCAGGUUGCACGAAAACCUUCCCCCAGCCAAUCUCGCACUGUUUCCAGCACGUCCCUACCCCAGAGUGGUCUUAUCACGCCUUCUCGUGGCCAAAGCCCUGCUCGCGCACCCGCCUUACAAUCUCAACAACCGACACGCGAACCUGAGUCUGCUUUCCUUAGCUCUGAUAAGUCUCCUGUUGACGCUAUGGAAGGAGGUCUUAGUGGACCCUCUGCUGAGUAUGCGGACCGUGAAGCCGAUAUCGCGUCGGCAGUUAAUUCGAGCCCGGAGCACAUUCCCCCCGGCCUAGGUGCUGCUUCCAAGGAAUCUCGAGACGCCUUUCUUGAUUCUCAUCAGAAUGCUCAGUCACCAAUUCACGACAGCCUUCCACGAUCCCGCUCAGAAUCGCCCAGCAAAGGUCGUGUGCAAGAGCUCGCUGGAAAGUUCGGAGAUGUCUCCCAUUCGCGAAGAGGGUCAGUGCAGUCCAAUGCAUCAAGGACAAGCGUUCAAUCCUGGGAGAAAAGCCAAGAUAACUCAAGACCUUCGUCUCCUACAAAGCCAGCACCUGCCACGGAAAGGCCGACAGCGGCUCGAGAAGUCAGCUUCCGACCAAAAUUGCCAGGUCAAUGGGAAUCGUCUGCAACAACGGAUCAGUUGCCUUCGGAUUCUAAUUUGGGCUCGAGCGCAACGGAAGUAGCCAACGACACGGCGCAUGUUGGCGAAAACAAUGCCGUGACGUCGCCACUUGGUGCUGUUGAUUUGACUCCUACUACGGACAAACAUGCCAUCUCGUCCGCUGAGCCGUCCAAAUCGGAGACGGACCCACUUGCGGCGCUCAAAGCAGCCGGUAAUGCCAUUGGUGAUGCGCUUCACGCAUCAGUCGGGUCGAGCUUCAUGCAACCUACAGACAAUCGCGAAGGACAGGAGCAUGCCCGCUCUGUGGGCGAUGUCUAUCUCUCUCGUCCUCAACUUGAUCGAGCAGCUUCCUCGACAGCUUCAAGCAUCCCUCCAACUCCACCAGAGAAGGACACUCCAGAAUUCGAAGAUGUGCCGCCUCCCCCACCUCUGAAAGAGAAAAGUCCCGAGCCCACUUCUCCAGGCAGCCAGCUGCAGACUCCAACAAGGCCAGCUAUGCUGCCCCAGUUGAGUACCGAUCCGUCUGCUCAUGAUCAAGAAAGCGACAGGCUUCGAAAGGAGAUUGUUGCAAGUUUGAGUCCGCUACGGGCCUCAGAAACUGCCGGUUCCGAUCCUAGUCACAUGUCACUUCAACCUGAUCCUGCAUCUACCAAGCAGCGAGAGAGUUCAAUCUUACCCAGUGAAUAUGACAGCUAUUGGGCUGACGAUGAUGAUGGUUCCCGUCGACCAUCUCAGGACCUUAAGCGCAGUGGCACCGAGCAAUCUGUUGUAGCUUCGGGGCCAUCAGCAGUGCCUCCUCCUUCCGUGCCACAGCCGUCUCUGCUCAAUCGGUUCAGCUGGGAGGCAUCAAAGGCAUCGGACGCAGAUGAGCAAGCACAAGCCGGUGCUGGUGCUCAACCGUCAGUUGGGCAGGAAGGAGAGUCUUCCCAAUCACAAACGAACCCGCAAUUAGAGACCAAGGACUCUGUCCAGUCGUUCGAAGGUGUGCCCGAGCCAUUCUUUGGACCCGGCCACACGCCUGCAACAGCUCCUCCAGAUCCAGCCAACGAUGCACAAUUGAACGUGCGUGCUCCCACUCCACCUCCAGAAUCUGCCAACGAACCUGCUAGUCCAGCAGAGUUUGGAAGUGAGCCGGAGAGGGUGGCUUCACCUGCGUCUGGUCUACAUGUGGUCAACUCUGCCAUCAACCCUGAGGCUGUAGACUUGCCUCCCCGCCUCAGUGCUGAUGCGUCCCCUGCAUCGCAGCCUCCCCAGGCUAUUGGCAGCCAGGAGGACACUUCAACCCCCCAGGCCAAAUCAGCAUUGAAUGAUGCCGUAGUGCCCGCGUCUCCUACUGCACCGCAAUCUGCUACUUCGCCAACUGAAAGGUCUCCCACAGGAGAUAAGCCAUUGGGAUUCCGAGACAUUGCUAACAUCAAAUCCCCAUCAGAGAGGAUAGUCACAUACAACAAGACUAGAGAUUACUGGGCCAACGCAGAUCAUGGCCUGAAUGAAUGGAUUGCUUCUGCUUUGAUCACCAAUCCUGAGCUCGCAUCUCAGACACCAUCUCAGCCACGACCGUUCGUCAAUUCCUCGGCCUCGAUGUCAUCGCGUCACAAAGCAACCCCUUCGCUUUCCCUAUUCAGCAAACAUCACAGCGUUCAGUCUCAGCACCCCGACCAACAAGGCUCUCCCAUUACUGCGCCAAGUUUGUCGAGUGGACCUGGAGAACAUCGUCCUGCCGGCUCUAGUUCUGGCGGUCCCGGUGCAAGAAUCACGAGCCAACAGAUGCAGGCUAAAGGAAAGGAUCUACUGCACACUGCUGGCGUGCUGAGCGGCAAGGGCAUGACGGGAGCUAAGGGACUAUUCGCAAAGGGAAAGAGCCGGUUCAGGGCAAGCGGAAGUGGCGAUAAGGACGCCCCUUCCGACUCCGCGCCCUCUUCGCGCGAGGCAUCCGAGGAGCCCGAAUGGGUCACCGUUACGCCCCGAAUGUCCAUGGAGACUCCCACCGAGAGCCCCAAAGACUCCAAAAAGAAACGCCGCUUCUCGUCCCCGUUCCACCGCUCCAGCCGCUCCCGCUCGCGACCGAACUCCAUCGCGCUGCCCCUCGACUUCGGAUUCGGCGCCACGCCGAGGAGCACUCCGCCCCGCGAGACGCCGCCCCCACUGGACUUGGUUGGACGGCCGAGCAGGGAGGAUGGUAGCAGUCGCGCACACUCAUUCCGCGCGCCAGACGACUGGGACGUCGUCGGCGGGUACGACAUUGCACAGCCACAGGCGACGAGUCUGCACACCUUAGGCUCCACCACCACCACUACCACCGCUGCCACGCCGCCGCGCUCCGUCCCAGACAAUACUCGACCUCCCGAACGACUGGGGAUCCUGCCCAGCCCUGCGACGAGUGCGUUCUCGAUUAUCAACCGCGGCAGGGAGGGCAGCGACGGAGAGAUUCCACCCGUCCCACCGAUUCCGAACGAGAUUGAGGGGGCCGAGACGGCGAGCCAGAGGAUGUUGGAGUCGGUGGUUAGGUAUUCGAGUCCUUCGCCGAUAGAGGGAAUAGAGGGGAGAAUGUUGGGCGCGAGUCCGAUGCUGGAAAGGGACACGAUUGCUGGAGCAAUUGAAGAGGAAUCUUCAGAGGAAGUCAAGGGUCACGGAAGGGCUGAUGAAGAUGUUGCGAAUGAUGCUGGACCGAACGCGGGCUUUGUUGAAAUUCAACCAGUUGCCGUACAUAAUGAUGCGAACGAUAAGGGCGCAAUCGAAGACACAUCUGCGGAGGAAAACAAGAAUCACGGGAAUAUCAACAUCGACGAAAACGAUACAAGCGAGACUGGAGCAAUCGAAGAGACAUCUUCAGAAGAAGGCACAGGUCUUGGAAACCUAAAGGUUAGCGAAAACGAUGCAAACGACGCUGGAUCAGAUGCAGAUUCUGAUGAAGUUCAACAAGUCGCCGGAAGCGAUGAUGCAAAUCGCAAUGGAGUUAUCACGACAAAUAAACAAAUAACACCAGAAGAGGCUUCCCAGGAGCCUUUCCAAAUGCUGGUCAAAGAGGCAAUGGGUCAGGUUGAUGAUGAUUCGUCUCAGCAGCCGGACGAAGUACUCGAAGUCGUUGCUCAGCCAUCAAUUGAGAUCGACAAUGGGCGCAGGCAGCAGCCUGAUGAGGACAAAGUCCGAGAACCCCGAGAUGCAACAGAUGAAGAUCAUGGCAAGCAACCAAACCCUUCAUCUGAGAUACAAACCGAGGCUGCUGCGAGUACUUCUCCAGCGACAGAGACUUCCUCCGAGGUGCAGUCUCCCAAUGUGGGUCUUAAACCUGUAGGGCCGAAUGUCGGCUCCAUUGAGACAAGCAACGAGGUUGAGUGCUACGAUGACGAUGACCAGCCACCAGUUUUGAAUCACGACCCGCUUCCCGCAACACCAUUACAAUCGCCAGGGACCGUGCCCGUGGCGGCGUUUUCAAGCGACGCCGCCCCUAGGAACGCGCCAAACGGGACAUCACAUGACGAGGAAGUAGUGAGGAUCGGAAGGCUGCCAAUACGAGUCGAUGUAAGCCCUAUGAUUUCUGCCACCAAACCAGUCCUCAUCACUGCACCUGCCUCCUCGCACACGUCACAGCCAGGCAUGAGCAGCGGGCGCCUAGAAAUAGGGGCAGGCGACGUCUCACCCAUCUCAACGCACCAGCUAGACGAUGAAGUCGACGGGAGCGACGAGGCUGAAAGCAAUCGCAAAGGUGGAAUAAAAGCGAUGCGAUCGCCGCCCGGACGCGAUCAGGCAACGACCAACACGACAUACGCGACAGAUGCGACUGCGGAUGCAGAUGCAACACCGACAAUGAGAAAACAGCCGCCCCCAAAGGUGAUGACGAUGAUGAGCCCAGCGUCGGCAUCCAUUGGUACUCCCAUGCGAGAAUUCAAGCAGUACCUGGAGAGCGCAUUUGGCGACAGAGAAGAGGAGGAGCAGCAACAGCACCAGAAGAAUGUUUCUGUCGUGAACCAUCAGCAAGAACGACCACAAGAGGGGGAGCAGCAGCAGCAGGGGCAGGGGCAGCGACAGCAACCCGUGCAACAACAGCGACCAAAGCAGCAGCAUCAGCAGCAAACCGAAUUUGAUUCAGCCGCAUCAGGCGAGGCCGAGAACCAGGGCUCAGGACCAGGCUCAGGACCAAAAGCCAAGAUGCCUGUAAUCAAGGGUGACGAUGGUGAGGAGGGAGAUCUAACACCGCGCGCCCCGCAAGCGAGUGGCAGUGGAAGUGGCAGUGGCACGGAUAGCGUGACAGGGCCUGAUGCGCUCUUGGCAGCCGCUAGACCUCCUUUGCAACAACGUCUCUCUGCUUCCCCAUAUCAAGUCGUCCACGCCGUCGAGUAUUUCGCUCAAUCCACUUCCUCAUUCGAGACAGAGGCAUGGGACCAGGAGAGUGUCGGCAUUCCGUCUCAGUCUGGAGGUAGCCGGCGUGGUAGCCAGCGUAUUGAUAAGCUUGAUGACAGUGACGCGCCCCCUAUGCCUAGCCCUGCCAUCCCAACCCUCGAACAGCAUCAAGUCAAUAAGCAACCAUCAAGCUCAGGCACUUAUCCAAUGAAAGCAAUGCCGCCGAGCAUUGCGAUCGGUGACUAUGGGCCUCGAUCGGCACCCACCCAUCUAGAGCCUAAACAACGUCAUUCAGGCGAUGCCCUGGACCUUCCAGCAGAGUCUCCUCCGUACCACAAACGUACUGAAUCGCUUUUAUCUGCGAUAUCUUCGGCGGUCUCUGCCGAUGGUGGACCCUAUUCGCCAGCUUCAAGCGGGGGACGAUCCCGUCCUUCGAGUCGCCAGAAGCAGGCAUCGCCAGGAAAAGCACCCACAGUUGGGCCAGUCGCGGAAGAACCGGGUCCAUCCAAACCAUCGACUUCUGCUGUUUCUGACAGCGAUGACUAUGAUUUGUACGCGGAUCAUGAUGGAGUCGUGAAGGACGUCAAGGAUGAACUUGGUCAGCCACUUAGGGUUGGUACGGGCGAAACUCCCGUGAUAUCGAACGGCACGAAUUCGAAAGCGCCGGUUGCCCCAGUACCAGUCCCAGUACCAGUACCAGCGGAAGAGGAGCUGGAAGAGCCGCCCACCAGAUACAGCAUAGAGCGUCCCAUGAGCUUCGUUUCGAGCCAUCGUGAUGCAAACGGCAGGCCUCAAGAUCAGAUAAAUCGACCGCCCACAGGUACAGCAGAUAAGGAUGCGCCACCCGUACCUCAGAUUCCUGGGCAGUUGCUCGCUCAGCAGGCUCAACCCCGUCCAUCUGGGCCCUCUGUAGCAGACAAUUCGCAUGCACAAAGUAUCAACCAGCCUAACGGAAUUGGCAAGAAUUCUCCAGAUGCACAAUCGGGAUAUCAGACUAUAUCUCCUCCCAACGGAAGUAUACGAUCUGCUGAUGGCCAGUCUCAACCACAGAGCCAGGUGUCAUCACCUCCGAUGAGCAACGUCUCUCCCCUGCCCCAAGCAGCAGCUCUACAGGCGCCCAACCAGAGAAAUGCACCUCUUAACCCCAUGGCGCAAAAUGCAUCACUCCAAGGCUUCCGGAUGCAAGAUCCUAUCAGACAGGACCCUCGUUUCCAAGAUCCUAGAUUCUUCCAGCAGAAUCAACAAAGACAACCAACGCUGAACGCGCAAGGGUAUUCUCAGGAUCCACGGUCGCAACAACUAAUGGGGCCUCCUGCCAGUGAGUAUGAACGUCAACAACAAAUCAUGAUGGCACAACAGCAACAAGCUAGAGACCCACAUUUUCUGUCCAGGUUGUCGAUGGAACAUACAAGGAAACAGGAAGAGAAGGCUUCUUCGAAACCAAAACUUUCAGCCGUCUUCAAAGGUCUAGGUGGUAAGAUUCACUCGAAUUCAUCAAAGACUCCUACUCCACCGCCACCAAGCAAUGCCAUCGGCAAUGUACCACCAAAUGCGGACCCGAAUGGCAUGGCUUCCUAUCAACCGUCACCAAGCCAAGAUCCUGCAGAUCAAGCUGCAACUCGUGGUCUUAGGCGGACUAGUGGCGUAGGACCUCCAGCGCACCGACGUCGCAGCCUUGGGGUAGAAUCGCAUAUUUCCCACGUCUCCCAAGAUAGCACCAAAGUCCAAGCCGCAGACUCGCGACUCGAUCUUAGAUACCCCUCGAGCCCUGCCCCAUCUCAUGGGAUCCCACCUCAGCAGCCGCCGCCUGGUGCAUCUCCACGCCCUUCCCCGCAGCAACGCGUCACGUCCACAGGCGUACCGGAAACAGGGAAGAAGAAGAGGUUCUCUGCUCUAGGGGGUCUGUUCAACCGGAGCUCGACCGCAAAUAACAUCCCGACGACGAAAGUCAAGUUGAGCAAGGAAGAGAAGAAGGCCCAAAAGUCUCAGAAGCAUCCAAUUGCCCCCCAAGUCCAGGCCCCCGCCGUGCAGCAAUGGCCAGGUCAGGAUCCGAGGAUGCAAAUGCGCCCUGGACAGCAAGCUAUGCCGCCGUAUGGUCAGCCUUUGGCUCCUGGGCAGUCGUAUCCUGGUAUGCCGCAUCAGGGAAUGCCGCCACAGGGAAUGCCUCCGCAGGGAAUGCCUCCGCAGGGAAUGCCUCCGCAGGGAAUGCCUCCGCAGGGAAUGCCUCCGCGGGGAAUGCCGCCUCAGGGCUACCCUCCUCAGGGUCAGCCUCAACAGCCAAUGCCUCCGUACAACGAACAGCAAAGGCAGCACGCUAUCCAAAUGCAAAUGCAAAUGCAGAUGCAGAUGCAGAUGCAAAAUCAACAGCGUCCCCAGCAAGGUCCCCAACAAGGUCCCCAACCAGGUUCCCAACAAGGCCCAAAUCCAUCGGCGGAAUCUGCUUACCUAGGCACUCGGCAGCUCCGAAUGGUACACGAUUCCCGGCGGUCCAGUGAGCAACAUGGUCGACCAGGGCCAGGUACCCAGUCUCCAGUUGCUGUUCACAGGCCAUCUCAAGAGGACGAGGGCCAGCCACCGUAUGAACCUCCUCGCGAAGGUUACUAUCAGCCGGAUCGUAAGCUUCCUCUGCCAGAGCAAUCUCCUGCAACUCCGCAGUCGGCUCCUCAGCAGCCAUUCCGACAGCAACCUCCACAACUUUUAUCUGCCCCUACUAAUCAGUCUGUACGGAGUGUGUCAUCACCGAUUCCCAAUCCUAGCUUCGAUUCCGCUGCGCCGAACAACCAGCGUCGUGUGAGCUCUCCGCCCAGUGGUAUCACGUACGAAACUCCUCCCAUCCCAGCAGCCUAUACCCAUGUUCAAGGUGCCUACAUAUCGUCUGGCAGCGGAUAUGCACCGGACCAGCAACACUCUCAGCCUCCACCCGCCCAUACAACUAGGCAAAACUCGGAUGGGCAGAUGCAACCCCUAUCACCACAGAUAUCUGGUCAGUCUCAGUAUGUUGCCGGGCAGCGUCACAAUUCGGAUUCUAGCUCUGUGUCCUUGGUGUCGCCAGUCGUUGCCCCUAACCAGGGAGCGCCAAAUGAGAACCCACAGCAGCGAAACCAGAACAGAAUGAGCAGCAUUUCGGAGGGCUCCACAGUAGAGCGACCCUGGAAUCUGAAUCUGCCUGCUGGUGCCACGGAACAAGAGAUCGUGCGUGCGCGACAAAGACAAUACAUGGAGCAGCAAAUCGCUCAUAAUCAGCAAUUACAUGCUGAAAGGACGGGCAAAUCUCCAUCGCCGCAGCCAGCUAGCCAGGCUCAAUCUCAGUCUCCACAGAUCGCAGCUGCGAGAGCUCAUCAACAGCAGCAACAGCAGCAGUUACAUGGGCACCAACAAUCCCCACAUCACCACAGUCCGCAAGGUGGUUUCCGGGAGGUUCUUCCACGCAGCCCUGCUCAUUCUAUAGACCCUUCGCAGGAACAGCAUGUCUCGAGGCCCAUGGCAGAGAACCAACAUCAGCAACAACCUCCACAAGUACCCCAGCCAGGGAACCAGCGGCCAGCUCAACCUGCACCAAUACAUCCCAACGCGCCCAUUCAACCUGCAGCCUACCCUCUUCCCCUCUCUCCUCAGACCAUCCGAAGUCCUGUAGAUCCUAGAGCAAGUACGCUACCACCGCCACCUCCACCAGACCACAUGGGAAGGCCAGGCUUCCCGGCCAGCCAGCCUCCACCCAUCCGCCCGCAGGAGCACAGCCAAAUGCAGGGGUAUGACAGUCAGUCUGGGACUCAACGGUCAGACUAUGAUCAGCCACCAGACGAGCCACCGCCUUCCUACGACGGCCCUGGCAUAUCCAACGAGGGUAUGGAUAAGGAGCGCCACCGACCUCCACAUAUCACGAUUGACAAUGAAGACCGUGCUCGCGAACCCCGCCAGCGUCAAGCCUCCAUAGGAAUCUUGCAACAUCCUACUCCAGCCACGAUGGCAGCUUCGCCCCAACGAUCGUCCGCCGAUAUGGGUGCCGACAGCCUCAUGCGCCAAAUGCUCCAGUCCGAAGAGCGCGAUCGGGUAGAACGACUCCAACGAGCCGAGGCACAGAGGAUAGAGAACCAACGCGUCCGGGAGGAGCGAGAAAGAGCUCGUGCUCGUGCUAGAGAGUUGGAGCGCAGUGUCUCUGGCGGAGGCAGAGUCAGCAGCCUCAGAAGUGUGCGGGGAAGCACAAAUGGCAACACCUGGGUCGCCAGGUCGGGAACCACAGCUCGGCCUGUUUUCGAACUGCCUGCCGAAGAAGAUGACGAACCUGUCAUGAGGGCCACCAGUUUCCCCGGUCAGGAAUGGGUGCCAACAUGGCACGAGGAUUAGAUCACCGCUUCUUCGUUUUGCCUUUCUUCUUGUUUUAUUCUUGGCCAAAGCUCGAAGCGCUCGAACUUUGUGCCCUUUCCUUGAGUCACUUUGCGCACUUUCCGCUUUCGCUUUUAAAUAAUUUGAACACUGAUCAGUACUUUCGGCGGCAUUUACAAAACUUUUCUUUUUUUUCCAUAUACCAAAGCAAAUCUUGGAUUGGACGUUGGAUACCCACAUUUCCCUUCAAGCUUUCCAUUUCAUCUCCAAAAUUCUCUUACUGUAUUUCAUACCAUCCUACUUCAUCAAUAACUCUCAACCUAACACAUUUGUAAUUACAUUCGAAUCAAAACUUCUGACUCACAGGAGAUCCGUGUUCAAUAAUUAAUAUACCG
Messenger RNA from Aaosphaeria arxii CBS 175.79, 11296 nucleotides. RefSeq lists its product as uncharacterized. NCBI's taxonomy places the organism in Eukaryota, Fungi, Ascomycota, Dothideomycetes, Pleosporales. The record is from RefSeq and is a predicted model, not a curated record. The transcript is spliced from 3 exons. The coding region runs from base 300 to 10922 and encodes 3540 amino acids.